CAUCUGGAGCGCUCGGUCCGCGUCCAUGACUUUCCCCCCUGCAAACGGACCCCGGUACCGGACUCGUACCGAGCGACGGCCCCAGCGUGCCCGAGGACGAUGGCUCGGUUCUGGAAUAUGCAGAACGCCGUGGUCCUCCUGAGCGUUGCGGCGGUGGUGUCGCUGAGCCAUCUCAACUUCAACGUGUGCAAGUGGUGCGAAGCGUCCAGUCCGGCGUGCCAGGACGACGUCUGCCUCUCCAACUGCUCCUUGUCCUCCUACUGCACCUCCCUGGAGGAGAUCUGCGUCUCCAUAUGGAGAAAGAUGAACGACACAACAACGGUGCACACCAUGUGUCACGACCCCGCGCUACCGCUAGAGGGCGUGGAGGCGGGGCUACUGCGCAAUGUCACCUCCAGAGAGUGUCACAUGGUGCGGCAGCCAGCAGAUGUGGGUGUGGCCAUGGUGUGCGGUUGCCGCGGCGAACAUGAAUGCAACGACAAGCUGAUCUUCACCGACAGUUUCUCUAGGCUGCACAGCAAGGACGUGGCCCCCGUGGUGGCCGUCAGCCUCCUGCCGCCCCUCCUGCUGGCUGCCAUCGCCACGGCCGCCUUCUGUUUCCACCGCACGCGUCGCCGAGGUAAACACGGCCGUCCCGUCGGACUCCGGUGGCCCGCCAAGACCAACGGUGACCGUCCUUGCGGGGGCAGACGGGAGAGUAGCGUUCAAAGUGAGGAGUCGACGGCCAAGGUGGCGUCCCUUCACAGUGGCGCGGGCGGGCCGCUCCCCAUCAAACUGGAGGUGCUGGUGGGCAAAGGACGCUUUGCUGAGGUGUGGAGGGCGCGAUUGCCGCCAAAGGACACGGUUGCAGUUAAAGUGUUUCUCGCCGCGGAAUACGCCUCGUGGAGAAACGAGAGCGCCAUCUUGUCCGACCCCGAGCUGGAACACGACAACGUCGUCGGAUUCCGCGCGGCUGAAGCCCGAGGUCCAGCAGGUCACGCUAUGACCACAUAUUGGCUGGUCUUGACGUAUUACCACCUGGGAAACCUGCAAGACUUCCUCGUGACCAGUGUCCUCAACUGGGAGGAGCUGGUUACCAUGGCAACCAGCCUUGCUCGUGGCUUGGCUCACCUUCACAGUGACACCACACCCACCGGGGUGCCCAAGUUGCCGGUGGCUCAUCGGGACGUGAAGAGUAGCAACAUCAUGCUGAAGAAGAACGGCGAAUGUGUUCUGUGCGAUUUUGGCCUGGCACUCAAACUGGACCUCUCCCUCACGGUAGACGACUACGCCAACAGCGGACAGGUGGGCACGGCCCGCUACAUGGCUCCUGAGGUACUGGAGUCCAGAGUCAACUUGGACGAUGUGGAGGCCUUCAAGCAGAUGGACGUGUACUCCAUGGCCUUGGUCCUGUGGGAAAUGGCCUCCCGCUGCAGCGCCGUCGGAGAGGUGAGAAGCUACGAGCCGGCGUUUGGCUCCAAAGGGUGCGAGCAUCCUUGCGUGGACAGCAUGCGAGAUCUUGUGCUGAGAGACCGACGACGACCCGACAUGCCGACCGCCUGGACGCAGCAUCAGGGAAUGAACGUCUUCUGCUCCACCGUGGGGGAGUGCUGGGAUCACGACCCCGAGGCCCGGCUGACAGCGCCCUGCGUGCUGGAGCGCUUUGCCGCCCUGCAGCAAGACCAAGUGGAGAAAACGGGCACAUCAGAAGGUGAUGACGGUAGAGCAAAGACGCCAGAGGAUGUCGGCCAUGCUGAAAGUGCUGCUCCUCAGGGGCACAACGUGUGAUUGCAUGAAGACUUUUCCAUGUACACUGCUGAUCUUCAAAGUGACCACGUAAGCAGAAGUCGCCAUGUGACGCCGCGACUUCAACGUCAAAGAAGAAUUUUCUGAUCUCAUUUCCUCAGCAAGGCAGCUGACUCAACACAUUCCAAAGUCUUCUUCCUAAAAAAAAAAAGGUCACGUGGACAUGUCUUGAAAACAACAGGACGUGGCUUUCUCAUUGGUCAGUUACCUGUAUGAAGUAUGAAAAGGGGCGGGACUAAUGUUAAACAGUGCUGCUUGCCCUUGUGGCCACAUUUUUGGUGACUAAUUGCACUGAGCAGCCUGGGCAGACAUGUUCACCACUUCCUGUUCUAGGACAACCAAUCAAGUGGCUUUAAGAUGACCAUUCUCUCUGAUGGUAUUUUGUCUUUGCAUGUGAGUCUGCACUAGCCAGAAUACUUGAAUGUCUUGGGACUGUAACCCUACCAACAUAGCCAUAUUGACGAUUGUAACCUUAACUCCAAACCCCUUCAACUAGAGAUGUCCGAUAUUAUCGGCCGAUAAAUGCUUUAAAAUGUAAUAUCGGAAAUUAUUGGUAUCGGUUUCAAAAAGUAAAAUUUAGGACUAAAAUGCCGCUGUACGGAGUGGUACACGGACGUAGGGAGAAGUACAGAGCGCCAAUAAACCUUAAAGGCGCUGCCUUUGCAUGCCGGCCCAAUCACAUAAUAUCUACGACUUUUCACACACACACAAGUGAAUGCAAGCCAUAUUUGGUCAACAGCCAUACAGGUCACACUGAGGGUGGCUGUAUAAACAACUUUAACCCUGUUACAAAUAUGCGCCACACUGUGAACCCACACCAAACAAGAAUGACAAACACAUUUCGGGAGAACAUCCGCACCGUAACACAACAUAAACACAACAGAACAAAUACCCAGAACCCCUUGCAGCACUAACUCUUCCGGGACGCUACAAUAUACACCCCCCGCCACCCCCUACCCUGCCCACCUCAACCUCCUCAUGCUCUCUCAGGGAGAGUAUGUCCCAAAUUCCAAGCUGCUGUUUUGAGGCAUGUUAAAAAAAAAUAAUGCACUUUGUGACUUCAAUAAUAAAUAUGGCAGUGCCAUGUUGGCAUUUUUUUUCCAUAACUUGAGUUGAUUUAUUUUGGAAAACCUUGUUACAUUGUUUAAUGCAUCCAGCGGGGCCGUACUUGCCAACCCUCCCGAAUUUUCCGGGAGACUCCCGAAAUUCAGCGCCUCUCCCGAAAACCUCCCGGGACAAAUAUUCUCCCGAAAAUCUCCCGAUUGAGGACAGCCUGUUUUCGCGUCCGCUUUCCCACGAUAUAAACAGCGUGCCUGUCCAGUCACGUUAUUCCAUACGAGGCGUCCGGCAUACCGCCGAUGAGCACGGUGCAGAUGGAGAAGAUCUUCUCGGCGUCCGUGUUGGCGCACACGUUGCCAAAGCCGACGCUGGUCAGGCUGCUGAGGGUGAAGUAGAGGGCGGCGAUGUACGAGCUGCGCACCGACGGGCCGCCGACCGUGUUGUUGACGUAGGGCAUCUCCAGGCGUUUGCCCAGCUCAUGGAGCCAUCCUCGGGGAAGAGACGGGAGGACAACAGGGUGACAAGAACUAAAUCAUCCAGACUAGAGAUAAAUUGUAUUAUUAUGUUUAUCUUACCUAAAAAUAAAUAUUUAUUAACUAAAAAAAAUAUAUAUAUAUACAUUUUUACUAUAUUUUGCUAAAAACAUCAAAAUUAAUUGUAUUUUUAUUUGUAUUUUUUCUGACUCCUAAUUACAUCCAGCCAUAGAAUUAUACAUUAAAAUAAACAUAUUUGAAAUAAUUAAUUUUAAAUGAUCAUAAUAAUUAAUUUAAAAU
Molecule: messenger RNA, 3617 nt
Organism: Entelurus aequoreus (snake pipefish)
Lineage: Eukaryota; Metazoa; Chordata; Actinopteri; Syngnathiformes; Syngnathidae
Gene: tgfbr2l
Product: transforming growth factor beta receptor-like
Exons: 8
Coding region: 100-1767 (555 amino acids)
Biological process (GO): heart development; protein phosphorylation; cellular response to growth factor stimulus
Cellular component (GO): plasma membrane; signaling receptor complex
Molecular function (GO): type I transforming growth factor beta receptor binding; transforming growth factor beta binding; activin binding
Source: RefSeq, a predicted model, not a curated record